ACGUAACCGCCCCCGAACAGACGAACAACAAAAAUGGAGUUAUGAACUAGUAGCAAGUUAGCUUCGUAAGGACGUUCAAUUUUAGUUUUGGUGUCGUUACUGUACUAUGAGUUGAUGUCUCCAGGUAAUUGAAGUGUCGUGAUGCAUUCACAUCGAAGCUAUACGUAGUUUAUGUUUUGUAGCGGUCGCAAGAAGCUGUCGAACGGGUAAACAAACCGGUUUCUACGGGUACGACAAAGACAACAAGGCUUAGUAGCUAGCAUUAACGUUAGCUAGCUAGCUAAAACAGUAGCAUUUGCUCGUUUUCACUCCAGCGGGUUAACGGACGAAGAGCGGGACAGUCAGAAAUGGAGAAGUCAGAUUUCCUGAAGGGGCUGCCUGUCUACAACAAAAACAACUUCAGCAGGUUCCAUGCAGACUCUGUAUGUAAAGCAUCAAACCGCCGACCAUCGGUAUAUCUUCCAACUCGGGAAUAUCCAUCAGAGCAGAUCAUUGUCACAGAGAAGACAAACAUCCUAUUGCGAUAUCUUCAUCAACAGUGGGACAAAAAGAAUGCAGCAAAAAAGCGAGAGCAGGAUCAAGGAGAGGGCGAGAACACGGCGCCGCCGCGGAAAAUUGCCAGAACAGACAGCCGGGAGCUGAAUGACGACUCAUGAAUCGCUGUGCUGUUGCUGCACACCCAGCAGAGACUGACCUGUACAAACAAAAAAAAUGCACACACAGAUGCAGAAUAUAGGCCUUGACACUGAAGCACACACGGAUCCAUACAUUUCACAUUUCACACCACAACCGGCAUGACAUUAAUCCUAAAUAAACACUGGUCUUAAUGUUUGCAUUUGA
Messenger RNA from Epinephelus moara (kelp grouper), 840 nucleotides. RefSeq names its product DET1- and DDB1-associated protein 1-like. The record is from RefSeq and is a predicted model, not a curated record. Lineage: Eukaryota; Metazoa; Chordata; Actinopteri; Perciformes; Serranidae. Gene Ontology annotation, biological process: positive regulation of proteasomal ubiquitin-dependent protein catabolic process. Bases 348 to 656 code for a protein of 102 amino acids. The transcript has 5 exons. Gene Ontology annotation, cellular component: Cul4-RING E3 ubiquitin ligase complex.